GUUUAGCUCCAGUCAAAUUUUUUUCUCCAGGAAAAUUUACACGUGGCUGAUCAUCAGAGUCAACUGAAACGCCAAAGCGACCCAUCCAUUCAGUUUUCACCUUUCGGAAACCGUUACGUAUCAGAUUCUCCCAGCAAAGUUCAGCAGUUACCGGUAGCCACCAGAUACUGCAACUGUACGAGCGAAAACCUGGUUCAGUUGUUCUGCAUGUACAGAUACUGGUGCGUUUGGGGUAAAACGUUAUUGUAAAGAAUGUUGAUUGACAAUUGGGCUAAGCGCAAGCUGCACUUGGUGAUUCUUCCUUCGCUUCUUUUGUGGCAACUGGCAGAGGGUUUCCAAGAAGAUCCGCAGCCAUUCAAUUUCACUUUGAAUUUCGACCUAAGUCCAAUGACGCUGCGCGAAUGUAAUGCCCGGCCUGUGAAUAACUGCGGACCAAAGUCGCUAGCUCUGUCAAACUGCCGCUACCUGCAGAAGUCUUCGCGCAGCCGACAUAAAAGAGAUGCUACAGGAGUGAAUGCCUGGACGUCCGCCGUAGACAGAUCGACUGCAGCGACGGGUAACUGGGUGUCAUAUUUGGUCAAAAUGGGAUUACUCAAGAAUGCCAGCGGGGAAAUUAUAAACAGUCACGUUACCCUAGACUGCUGGAAUGUAGAGGCCGCUACCAAGCAGGAAUUUGUGAAACAAGUUUCGGCUAUAAAAAAGCGUAGUCCCCUUCGAGCCGUGAAAGCCACCAUUCAGAACGAUGACUUCUUCUCACCAGACACGAUUGGUUUAAUUGGACAACAAGUCGUUAUUCUAGUAUUGAGAAGCCAAUCAUCAAACAUCACAUCCAGAAUACCCGCACUUGAUAUGAUUAACCUUCUGGAUUUGACCUUUAAGGAUUGUAUGGGGCUGUUGGUACUGAAAAAAAGCGAUUUCACUCCAUUGCGGAAUGUUCGGAUAAUUCUCUUUCGGGGUGUGUCUGCAGUGGCUUCUGUAGAGCGCGAUACGUUUACUGAUUUGCCCGAUCUGCAGUUUUUGGACAUAGACGACAGCAACAUUCCUGGUUAUAAUGAUACCGAGCGCGUGAGCGCAAUGACCAGGUUAUACCGCGAUCCGCAGAACGACUGGCUAUGGGCAUGGCUGGAUUGCCAUCCGAAAAUGCCCGAGCGUUAUGACAUGGGGGAAGUAUACAAACUGGGUAGUUUGUUCAAUGCUCCACUGGAGAAACUCCGACUCACAGGUUACUUGUCUAAAUGCCCCAUGAAGGCACCAGUUGAAGAAGGCGAAACGAUCACGAUGUCAUCAGAAGAAGAAUCCUUUUCUUUCACCUAAACCGUAAGACAGCCAACCGGAUGUUGGAUAUUACUAAAAUGAUGUUACACAGAUUUUAGCAAAGAUACAGAUUGAUAGCUAACUGUUUCAGUUAAAUUUGCGAUAUCGGAUAUAAUCGCAUGAACAUUUUCCAUGUUAGCAGAUCAAAAGUUAAACCGUUGACCAGUUAACGUUUUCAUUAUUUUUAUGUGGACAUUGUUUGGACACCUAAAUCCGUUCCCGCUGCACUGUUUGUCAAAUACACUUAAUAGUCAAUACUGUGCAGUAUGCCAUUAAUAUGCUCGAUAUCC
Messenger RNA from Paramacrobiotus metropolitanus, 1604 nucleotides. RefSeq lists its product as uncharacterized. The record is from RefSeq and is a predicted model, not a curated record. Bases 253 to 1314 code for a protein of 353 amino acids. Lineage: Eukaryota; Metazoa; Tardigrada; Eutardigrada; Parachela; Macrobiotidae. The transcript is spliced from 3 exons.